This is a messenger RNA of Aspergillus mulundensis, 1875 nucleotides long. RefSeq lists its product as uncharacterized. Bases 1 to 1875 code for a protein of 624 amino acids. Lineage: Eukaryota; Fungi; Ascomycota; Eurotiomycetes; Eurotiales; Aspergillaceae. The transcript has a single exon. The record is from RefSeq and is a predicted model, not a curated record.
AUGGCCCGAACCGUCCGCCUCGCCGCCGCCCAAAUGGGCACGACCAACAAAUGGGACUCGCGCGCCGACACUCUGCAGCGCAUGAUAACGCUCCUCCACGACGCCGCAAGCCGCGGCGCGCAAAUCGUCCUCUUCCCCGAAAUCGCCUUCACCACCUUCUUCCCGCGGUACCUGAUCACCGACGAGACCGAGCUAGCGUCGUGGUUCGAACACGGCGACAUCCGCAGCGCGCCCAACACAAAGGCGCUCUUCGACGCUGCGUCAGAACUGGCCGUCGACAUUGUAGUCGGCUUCGCAGAGGCCACGGUAACCGGAGACCACUAUAACAGCUGCGUGUACUACCACGCCCAAAGCGGCGAUAUCCUCGCGCGGUACCGCAAGAUCCACCUCCCCGGGGACUUUGAGCCGCUCCCUGACCCGGAGGCCGUGAAUCAGCUGGAGAAGAGGUACUUUCUCCCCGGGGACUUGGGGUACAAGGCGUUCCGGGUACCGGGACUUAUUUCGGACCCGAAUACGCCGGAUGCAGAGGGACGGGUCCGCGGGGACCCGAUCGUGGGCCUGAUGAUCUGCAAUGACCGCCGCUGGGCCGAGAGCUGGCGGUGUUACGGGCUGCAGGGCGCAGAGAUAAUUCUCUGUGGGUACAACACGAACGGGUUCGCGCCGCAGUUCUGGGGCCAGAAGGGCGAUAUGACGCGCGAGGAGGCGGAGGCGUUCUCGCUGUUCCACCAUAAGCUGGUUAUGCAGGCUCAUUCGUACACGAAUGCGGUCUUUUCUGUGGCUUCUGCGCGCUGCGGCAAUGAUGAUGGGAUGUACCCGCUUAUUGGGGGGAGUAUGAUUGUUGAUCCGGAAGGACGGAUUCUGGCGGAGGGACGGACGGUGGAGGAUGAGGUUGUUAUUGCCGACUGCGAUCUGGAUCUUUGUCUGCCUGGGCGGAAACGCACGUUUGAUUUUGGGCGGCAUCGACGGGUCGAGCAUUAUGGGUUGCUGGUUGAGAGGGCGGGGGUUGUUGAGCCGCCUCUUCUCACUUCUGGUGAAAAGACAGGUGGGCUGAAGGAGACCGUUCCUGUUCUCCCUGUUGAAAAGGAGAAGGUAGAGGCAACGGCCAACAUCAUCAAAGGGGAUGCUGGACCAGGCAAGAAACACCGCAUCCUCCUCAUCAACCCCAACGCCACAGCGUCCAUGACAUCCAAGUGUCUCGAGAUGGUUGCGCCAACCUUACCACCCGACAUCCAAGUCGACGGCUUCACAGCGCCGCACCCAGCCCCAACCGCAAUCGAAGGCAGUCUUGACGCCGUCCUCUCCACCGCCGCCGCCGUCCGCGCCCUCAUCCCCAUCGCCGAGACCUACGACGCCUUCCUGGUCGCCUGCUACAGCGAGCACCCGCUCAUCAAGGCCCUGCGCGAAGAACUCUCCGCCCCGGUGGUAGGCAUCAUGGAGGCAUCCCUCUUCGCGGCAAGAACACUAGGCGGGCGCUUCGGCAUCGUCGUGACCUCGUCGCGCUCGGCUGUCUUGCAUACCGAUAGUAUCCGGAACUACGGGCUGGAUGGGUUUAGCGUUGGCGUUGAGAGUUGCGGGCUUGGUGUGCUUGGGCUGGAACGGAAGGGGGAGAGGGAGGUGCUGGAUGCGAUGUGUGGUGCGGCGAGGAGGCUUGUUGGGCGGGGGGCGGAUGUGAUUACGCUGGGGUGCGCGGGGAUGACGAAGCUGAAGGAGGCGGUUGAGGGGGAGGUUGGGCCGGAUGUCCAGGUUGUUGAUGGGGUUGUUGCGGGCGUGCAUCAUCUUGUUGGGUUGUUGAGGAUGGGGGGACGGACGGCGAAGAGGGGCGUUUAUGCCAGUUCGAGGGUGACGAGGGAGGGGAGGGGGCAGACUUACCUGUAG